Messenger RNA from Dermacentor andersoni, 2096 nucleotides. RefSeq lists its product as uncharacterized. Lineage: Eukaryota; Metazoa; Arthropoda; Arachnida; Ixodida; Ixodidae. The record is from RefSeq and is a predicted model, not a curated record.
AUGCACGGAUCCAACAAAACCAAUGACGAGUCCAGCAUGGCCUCGGCGAAGGCCGAGACGGCCAGCACCACGGCCGGCAGCACGAAGAAACACAGGAAGCACAAGUCGCGCGACUGGAAGCGCCAGCGCCCACAGCCCGGCGAGGAGGGAGGAAAGAGUCCCGACUGGGCCGAGUCCGACACGGAGAGCAGCGGCCGCUCCCGGAAGCGGUCGAAGAAGAAACGCGACUCUCGCGACGACGACAGCUCGAGGGAAAAGCCGAAGACUCCGAAAGAGGUCCCUGCUUCAGCCGCCGCUUGUCCGAAGCCGCAAGAUGGCGCCUCCGCGACGCUACCCUCUUCUCGCACCGACCAGAUCCCAGUGGUACCGGCUCCGCAACAGGCUCCUGCAUUUGAUCAACCUACUCCUGCUCCGACUCAUGUUCAGUCUCUGAUUCAAGCUAAACAUCCGACUUGGACUGAGCCUCCGAUUCGAGCUGAGCCUCCGAUCGAGCCUGAACCUCCGAUCCGGGCUGAGCCUCCGUUCUGGGCUGAGCCUCCGUUCCGGGCUGAGCCUCCCUUCCGGGCUGAGCCUUCGAUCUCGGCUGAGCCUCCGGCUCAGAAAAAUGACGCUGCUGUACCGGACACCGAAGAGAGAAAACCAGAUGGCACCUUUCUGGUGUCCACAGUUGCCUGCGUCGCAAUCAUCGUGGGCUUCGUCGUGGCCUUGGUGGGUAUCUUUCUUAGAGUGAAGAUGUCGGCCACUGAACAUGGCUGCCCGCCGACGAACAAGCCACUCGCAGAGGGCAACGUCAUGGUUGAGACCAGAGGGGGCCGGCUAGUCGGCAGCAGGGUGACCGUGUACGGCGUGGCUGUGGCGCGCUUCCUGGGCAUCCCGUUCGCCCAGAGCACGGCGGGCAUUCGUCGCUUCUCGUCGCCGCUGCCUCUGGGUGCCCAAAACCCGUGCGAAGUGCGGGAGUGCCUCGAACCGCGCCCACCGUGCGCCCAGUGGAGCAACGGCAGCGUGCUCGGCUCCGAGGACUGCCUGCACGUGAACGUGUGGACGCCGGCUGCCGCAAUCGGAGGCAGCGGUAGUAGCGGAGGACGGGUCUUGGUGGUGGCGGUCUCCGGAAAGUGGUUCGAAACGGGCUCCAACGACGACCCCGACUGGCCGAUGCUGGCCGCCAAGGGAGACGUGGUGGUGGUGGCGCCCAACCACCGACAAGGCGUGCUGGGCUUUCUGCACCCGCCGUCUGUCGCCGGCCUGGACAAGGACGUCGCCGUUGAUGACGUUGUGAGUGCAGUGCAGUGGGCGCGCGACCACGCGAAAGCCUUCGGUGCUGACCCGAACCAGCUCGCGCUUGUCGGUCGCGGAACGGGCAGCUACCUGCUCUCUGCUGCCGCACGCAACAUGGAUAACAACGCUGUGCGCCGAGCGUUCUACCAUGGCCCAGUCUACGGAUCUUUUCUGCCCUUCGAUACGCGUGAUGGUAACGCUUCUACGCCGGAAGCACUGAUGGAGUUCGCGUUCAACACGUUCAACGCUCCCCUGGUCGUGAAGUCUUUCCUCAAGCGGCAGUUCAAAGCGGACUCGGUGGAGGACGUCGCCAACGGCAUUUCGAUGGCGAUCUCCACGUGCGCCACGCUGAAGGUGGCCAAGGCGGUGGCCGAGGGCUACCACUACCGGCUGGACUCGGCCGUCGCCAGCGGGCUCCUGCGGCCGCCGCUGGGCAUCGGCCAGGUGGCGCAGUUCGCAGCACACGGCACGGUGCCUCCAGUGGCCGACACCAGUCCGUGGCCCCCGCUCGGGAAGCUGUCCAAGACGCGAGUGGUCAGCGCGGACGGCCGCGACAAUUUCACCAGCUACUUUGCUCAGUGCACAUUAUAGUGCCGCAUAUCAAUGACUAGUUUAUUGUACUACAAAAAGAAAUAUGAAGAAGGGACGAUAAACCUUACUUUUGCAGCAGUGUUGUUUGGUCUGUCUGAUCGCCCUUCGAAUGCAGGAUGUCCCACCGAAAAAACAGCUCCAAAAUUUUCAUGUCGAGUCGUUAAAUACAGCCGUACAUCAAAGAAAGCAUGCGGAACUGCGGUUCCCAUGCACUGUGCAAGAUGACGAUG